This is a messenger RNA of Mesitornis unicolor (brown roatelo), 1485 nucleotides long. Its product is annotated as cohesin subunit SA-2-like. The transcript has 11 exons. The annotation marks the transcript as partial. Gene Ontology annotation, molecular function: chromatin binding. The record is from RefSeq and is a predicted model, not a curated record. Lineage: Eukaryota; Metazoa; Chordata; Aves; Mesitornithiformes; Mesitornithidae. Gene Ontology annotation, biological process: sister chromatid cohesion. Gene Ontology annotation, cellular component: nucleus; chromatin; cohesin complex.
AUGAUCCUGCCAGCUCUCCAGUGCACGUAUUUUUCUCUCCUGUGGCAACUAGCUGCAGUUUCGGAAAAUUCUCCCAAGACCCUUUUUGCGCUAAGGAGAGAGCUGAGACGUUUCAGUCAGAUUUGUAUGUGCUUUCUCCACCAUAAGGAAAAAGAUGUAAGAGAAAAGGCUUUCAUGGUACUCUGUGACUGGUUGCUGAUUUUGAGUCAUCAGGAUUCAAAUAAUAAUGAAGAAGCAGUCAGACUGCUAGAUUAUCUUCCUAGUACAUCACUUCAGGAAAAACUGCUUUUGUUUAUCCAGGAAUAUGUUUUCAAGGAGGAAGAAGAGGAGAACAAAGACCUGACAGAAGAGGAAGAGAGAAGGGAUGAAAGUUGCAAACUUGACGACUUGCACAAAAAGCGGAGUCUUCUUGCAGCAUAUUGCAAGUUAAUAGUGUAUAAUGUGGUAGAGAUGACUGCGGCUGCUGAGAUCUAUAAGCAUUAUGUGAAGACCUACAAUGAUUUUGGAGACAUAAUUAAAGAAACGUUAAGCAGGACCAGGCACAAUAACAAAAUUCAGAGUGCCAAGACACUGAUCCUCUGUCUGCAGCAGCUGUUUCAGGCUCAUGCAGAAAGCCAAGACAGCAGCAGUGGUGUAGACUUCUCCUCUGCUUCCUUCACAAAUAUGAAAGAACUGGCUCGUCGCUUUUCACUAACGUUUGGCUGGGACCAGGUGAAAUCUAGAGAAUCUAUAGCCAUGAUACACAAGGAAGGGAUUGAAUUUGCUUUUCAAGGAGCUACUGGAAUAGAUGGAAAAUGCUUGCCUCCCAACUUGAGCUUUCUGUUAAUCAUCAGCGAAUUUUCCAACAAGCUGCUAAAGCCUGACAAAAGACUAGUGCAUGCGUACUUACAGAGGUACGUAGCAGAACCCCUGCCUUGCAGAGGAGAUGAAUGGCAGCCGUUGAUUUGGUACAGAAACUCUUUACUGGCAAGUGAAGAUGAGGAGAGCUCUGUCCUCGGCAGUCCAGGAGAGUGGUCCCCUGUGGGCACAUCUAAGACGUCUUCUUUUAAAAGGAAAUUGUCUAAUGGGUCUCUGCCUGAACCCAGCCAGACUGAAGCAGCGAGCAAAGCUCCAGCCCUGCAGCGUGCUUCCCAGCUUGCCUCUGCGCCAGGGAAGAGCAGAAAGAGGCUGAAAUCUCGGGAGACGCACUUGCAGGAACGUUUGCCAUUCCUUUGUCCAGGAGGGCUGCGGAGAAGAUGCUGCAAAGAUGAGAUUAAGACAGAAGAUGCCUCAGAGGAGGGCCAAGCAGAAGACACAGUUGAAGAUGUUGAUGUUGACGUGGUUGGUGCAGAGCAGGUAAUUCUGGCUUGGGUGAAUGUGAGUUCAGAAUCUCACGAGUACCCAUCUACCAUCAAGGCUCUUGUGGAGAUUAAAUUCUCCCCAACCCAGCUGGGAUUUGAGAGGAAGCAUGGGAACGUUGUGGGCUUGGAGUGGCAGCCAGCAUAG